Molecule: messenger RNA, 918 nt
Organism: Passer montanus (Eurasian tree sparrow)
Lineage: Eukaryota; Metazoa; Chordata; Aves; Passeriformes; Passeridae
Gene: KXD1
Product: KxDL motif containing 1
Exons: 5
Coding region: 158-688 (176 amino acids)
Biological process (GO): lysosome localization
Cellular component (GO): BORC complex
Source: RefSeq, a predicted model, not a curated record
CGCUCUCCGGGACUUCCGGCUCGGCGCGGUGACGCGGCGGGGUCGCGCCGCACGUGACUGCACACCCGGAAGCGGCGCGGAGCGGCCGCCGGUGCCGCCCCCGGUGCCGCCGCCGCUCCCGUCAUGUGAGGCGGCGGGACGGCUCCCGCAGGUCACGAUGGAGCCCUCGGCCUCGCAGGUGUUCUGCGGGCGGGUGCUGGGCAUGGUCAACGCCGAGGACGUGAACGCCAUCAUCCUGGCGCAGAAAAACAUGUUGGAUCGCUUCGAGAAGACCAACGAGAUGCUGCUCAACUUCAACAACCUGUCGAGCGUGCGCAUGCAGCAGAUGAGCGAGCGCUUCCUGCACCACACCCGCAGCCUGGUGGAGAUGAAGAAGGACCUGGACAGCAUCUUCCGCAGGAUCCGGGCGCUCAAAGGGAAGCUGGCGAAGCAGUACCCGGAGGCUUUCAGCAACAUCCACGAGUCCCCCAUCCUGGAGGACGACGACGACUUCGACCCCGUCCCCAAGAGCACCACGACCACCAUCGCUACCUCGGAGCAGAGCACGGAGUCGUGUGACAGCAGCCCCGACGUCAUCUCCCCCACCACCAGCCAGGAUUUUGAGGAUUUGUCCCAAGGCCAGUACGAUGGCCCUGCCCUGAACGGACAGAGUCUCACGGACGAGGACACGGCCAGCGGCCUGGACUAGGAGCCCUGAGCUGCCCUGCGGAACUUUCUAGCCUGUGUUUAUAUUGGUGUGUCGCUCCUUUAGGUUUUUGGGUUGGUUUUUUUUUGGUUUUUUCCUCUCUCUCUCUCGGGAAGAGGGAAGCCAAGGCUGGGAGAAGCUGAGGGAGGAAGGUGCUGCCUCCAAACUGCUGCUGAGGUGUAAAGGCAGCGCUGGCUUCAGGGGGGAUCAGUAAACCCUGGGUUGGAAAUGCC